AUGGGCUGCGCAUGUUCCAGCGGCAGUGGCACUGGUGGCAUCAGUCUUGAACCGCAGGAAGAGAUCUGUGUCGGGGCAGAGGUUUGCUGUGGAAAUGAAGGCUUUCUCAACCAAGAUGGACCGUGCUGCAGCAAUCUGAGCUCGCCCCUACUAGGCAAAGACUACAAAGAUGUGGAGGUUUCGGAUGAGACCUCAUCCUACUCCGAUGAAGAGGAGCAGCAGGAGGAGCAAGACCAGAAGCCACAGCCCUUGCCCUGGGGGCGCUUCGCCGUCCUGUGGGCGUGCAGCAGCCUGGCUUGCGGUUUGCUGCCAGGGCAAUCGCUCUUCGUGGAGAUGUUUGCCGACUCCGGAGUGUUCAUGUCAAGCUGUGCAGAUGGGAAAACUGGAUGCACGGAUCAAGUUCUUUUCCUCACCUCCAUCUUCGGCGCUGGACAGAGCCUCGCCUACGGCUUUUCGGCACCAAUCGGCCUACUCUUCGACAGAUGGGGGCCGAAUGUCACGGGCGUAGUGGGAGCAAUCCUUUGUGCCGUUGGUUUGCUGAUGGUGUCUGGAUCUGUUCUGGGUGCAGUGACAGGCUACGACGCGCAGACCUCGUACCUGUUCCUCAUCGGCAUCUUCACAUGUGACUUCGGCUCUCUUCUCAACAGCUUCUCGUUCAUGGGCCUUAUCUGGCAUUUUCCCGGGAAGCAGACAGUGGUGCUUGCUUUGAUCAAUUCUACCUACCAGGCCUCGGCAAUGCUUCCUAUAGUUGCGCAGGCGAUCAUGCAUCGUUUUGGCUUAACUCUCUCCAACAUAAUGCUCACUUGGACGGUGAUGGUCGUGGCAUGUAUCUACUGCUGCUGGCUGUUCACUCCCACACAGGCCGAGUAUUACCAGCAAGCAAAAAAGGUCCUGGGCAUGCCCUUGCCGAAGCCACCGAAGAAGAUGAAACCCUGCGACAUGUUGUCGCGCGGCGUUAAAGUGCUGCGGCAGCAUCGGCAAAGGCACGCUGUCUCAGCCAUUUGUCUGGCAGUUGGCUUGAUGCUGCCUCUGAUGUAUUCUGCCCUAGCCGCUCCUUAUGGCACGGUCUUGUUUGGUCACAAGUCGGAUGGCAACAGGCUUGCGGAUAUCAACGUCCUGUGUACAACAAUCGUAGGCUUGGCAUUGGGCCGCUCUGUGGGAAACUUUGCAGACAUAUUUGGCUUGCAGGCCAUCGUCGUCAUCCUAGCCCUGCUGCAAGGCAUUUCAGUGGGGCUGAUGGGUUUGGCAAGUUGGCCCGCGCAGAUUCUCUGUGCAGCUGCCCUUGUGCUCUUUAUGUCUCUGUGGGCCAUCUUGAUCACGAGAUACAUACUGCUUUACUCACCUCCAAAUCGAAUUGGUGCUGUGAAUGGGGUCUUUUCAUUGGGCGUCACGCUCAUUGGCAUGCCCAUGCAGUUGACCGGAUUCUGGGUGACUUCGAUUCUGCCAUCAGGUCUAGAUGCAUAUUGGCUCCCAAUGUUUGUCGUUGGCAGCACCGGCACGCUUGGAUUAGCCGCCUACUCCAUCUACUUCCAUAAGUUCCCCCCUCCGAGCAGUCCGGUUUUACUUCCCGAAGACGAGUCCGAGUUGGCGAAAGGAUUUGGCUGCAGAAACCUCGAGGAAGUGUGCGUCAUUACUCAUACCAAGACCAAGGCUGAGCUCGUCAGGAAGCUGGCCUCCACGAAGCCAGAAGACAUGCAGAGCCUCAUCAAAAGCUUCGAUGUGAAGAAAAUGAUGGAGAUCACGACACAGCGACCGGUCAUGGAUCUUGCUGACAUGAUAGAGGCGAACGACGAAGACGACGAAGAUGAAGAGCCGGAGGAGGAAGGGCCCCGGACGACAGCAGAAUUGGAGGCAAGGCUAGCGGCUUCCAACUUGCAUGAACCACAUCUUCGCUCCCGCGGCUGCUACCUGGCGCGGAUCAUCGCAGCAGGCAACAAGAAAGCACUUCGGGAGUACUUGCUCAAUGAACCAGUGGAGGGCAUCUUGAACGUCAAUGCGUACUUGGCCGAGCAGCAAACUGAAGCAGAGCAGAAGCAGCAAGACAGAGCCUUCAGCAAGUUGAUCUCCGGCAAGGAGUUCGCGGCUUUGCUUCGGCAACGUCCCGAGCUCAAACCCUUCGCCCUACAAAUGAUGAUGCAGGCGUUGGAGAAGAAGAUGGCUUCCACUGGCCGGAAGAGCAGGAAGUGA
Molecule: messenger RNA, 2187 nt
Organism: Symbiodinium necroappetens
Lineage: Eukaryota; Dinophyceae; Suessiales; Symbiodiniaceae
Source: the annotation of a GenBank genome assembly